Molecule: messenger RNA, 2397 nt
Organism: Dioscorea cayenensis subsp. rotundata (Guinea yam)
Lineage: Eukaryota; Viridiplantae; Streptophyta; Magnoliopsida; Dioscoreales; Dioscoreaceae
Exons: 1
Coding region: 446-2302 (618 amino acids)
Biological process (GO): cell surface receptor signaling pathway
Molecular function (GO): protein binding
Source: RefSeq, a predicted model, not a curated record
AAUUGAAAUAUGCAGAAACCCCCAAUGUCUAGAGUCUACAAAUGAAAUCCCCCUUGGUUUUCAUUGGACGAGCGCAGCCAGAGAUGGCAUGACCCACUAAUUUGCGAGAAUUCGAAUAGUUACCAAACGCAAUGGCGGAGUGAAAUGCGUGAGACCUAUAAAAUCUCAGCGGUUCGUAACGGCAGAGGAUUUUCCCCUCAGGAACAGAGAGAGCCAGAGGGGAAGCUUGCCAAAGAAUCCCUCUCCUCUCCACCUCCACCUCCAUCUCCAUCUCCAUCUUUUCUCAGGUCCUCCUCCAACAAACCCAUCCCAUCCCACGUCCCAUCCCUCAAAAGGACCGAACCAAAUGCAUUAACAAUCAGCAUCCACAUUAACAGUCGGCCAUACAAACCAAAGAUUACCAAAAGGCGAGAGAGAAAGACAGACCUGGGGAUCAAACGAUACAAUGAUGGGGGACGGGACCAAGGCGAUGCUCGCCAAACCGAUCCAGUUAGCGGACCAGGUCACCAAGUUUGCCGACGAGGCGCACAACUUUCGUCAAGAGUGUUUGGAUCUGAAGCCCAAGACCGAACGCCUCUCCGCGCUGUUACGCCAGGCUGCGCGCUCUGACCUCUAUGAGCGUCCCGCACGCCGCAUCACGGACGACACCGAGCAAGCGCUCGACAAGGCGUUGUCCCUCGUGCUCAAGUGCCGGCCGCACGGCCUCCUUCGCCGGGUGCUAACUAUCAUCCCCGCUGCCGCGUUCAAGCGCGUGCACACCUCGCUCGAUAACUCGAUCGCGGAUCUCUCUUGGCUCCUUCGAGUCUCGUCCACGUCCCACUCGGACGAGGACGAUGACGACAUCCAUCUUGGGCUCCCACCCAUCGCGCAAAACGAACCCAUUCUUUUCCUAAUCUGGGAACAAAUCGCGGCGCUGCAGACCGGCGGGUCGCUCGAGGCGCGCGCGGACGCAGCCGCGUCGCUCGCUUCGCUCGCUCGCGACAAUGAUCGGUACGGCAAGCUCAUUGUUGAGGAGGAUGGUAUCUACCCGUUGCUCCGGCUCGUCAAAGAGGGCCGCAUGGAGGGUCAGGAGAAUGCGGCGAGAGCCAUCGGACUUCUGGCGCGAGACCUCGAGAGCAUCGAUCGAAUGGUCCAGGCCGGCGUUUGCUCCGCCUUCGCAAAGGUCCUCAAGGAUGCGCCCAUGAAUGUCCAGGCCACGGUUGCCUGGGCCGUCUCGGAGCUCGCCGGAAACUGCCCUAAUUCGCAGGAUGUCUUCGCGCAGAACAACGUCGUGCGGUUUCUCGUCGGUCAUCUCGCCUUCGAGACCGUGCAGGAGCACAGCAAGUACACGAUCCAGUCAAAGGUGAACUCCAUCCACUCCGCCGUGCUCGCCAACAAGGACACCAGCAGCGGGAAACCACCUCACAUUCCUGAUGACUCGCUGGAGAGUGGGAACCACGGCCACGUGGUAGCCCGGCCGACGACGGCAGCGAAGCCCUCGAGAUCCAACAAUGGCUCCCUCUCCGGAGCGAGCAUCAGAGGAAGGGAAUACGAGGAGCCAGCUACAAAGAACUACAUGAAAGCCAUGGCCGCCAGAGCCCUCUCGCAGCUGUCCAAAGGCAACCUCGCCAUCUCCAAGAGCAUCACCGAAUCCAAAGCCCUUCUCUGCUUCGCUGUCUUGUUAGAAAAAGGGACAGAAGAUGUGCGUUACAACUGUGCCUUGGCGUUGAUGGAAAUCACCAAGGUCGCAGAGCAGGACGCCGACCUCCGCCGAUCCGCAUUCAAGCCCACAACCCCGGCAGCGAAGGCAGUAGUAGACCAAUUGCUGAGAAUCAUUCUCUCCGAGAAACCAGAGCACGACGAGCUCCUCGUCCCUUGCAUUGUAGCACUCGGAUGCUUAUCAAGAACAUUCAGAGCAACGGAGACAAGGAUCAUCGGGCCACUGGUGGGUUUCCUGGACGACAGAGAAGAGGUGGUGAUCAAGGAAGCGGCGGUGGCGCUGACCAAGUUCGCGUGCACUGAGAACUAUCUCCACCAUGAUCACUCCAAGGCCAUCCUCAAGGCCGGAGGAGCAAAGCACCUCAUCCAGCAUGUGUACUUCGGAGAGCAAGGUGUUCAAAUGGCGGCACUCAUCUUGCUCUGCUACAUUGCACUCCAUGUGCCGGAUAGCGAGGAGCUCGCUCAGGCAGAGGUGCUCACCGUGCUGGAAUGGGCUUCCAAGCAGGCGUUCAUGGUGCAAGAUCCAAAGGUGGAGGAGCUCCUGCAUGAAUCCAAGGGAAGGUUGGAGCUUUACCAGUCCAGAGGUUCUAGAGGAUUAUAUUGAUUGGAUUAUACUUAACAAAACACCAUUCCAUUUUUUGCAACUUCAUAGUUUUCCAGAUUGUUUGUGUGUAUAUACUAUAUAUAAUAAUAAUAAUA